Molecule: messenger RNA, 1971 nt
Organism: Daldinia vernicosa
Lineage: Eukaryota; Fungi; Ascomycota; Sordariomycetes; Xylariales; Hypoxylaceae
Exons: 1
Coding region: 178-1557 (459 amino acids)
Source: RefSeq, a predicted model, not a curated record
CACAUUAAUAUAUAUAUAUCCAAAUGCUCUCGCUCCCAACAUAUUUUAUUCAUUACAAUACACCAGAAUACACAUGUGGAGCUAUUUAUACGCGAAACCCGCCCAUCUACUCACCAGGACCAACUUCUCGAACCGGAUACUAUUUUACUUAACUAAACAACCACUUCUCCCGCCGACAUGGACCCCCUCACCUUCAGCGUCGAACUAGAAGCUGUAUACUUCUUCACCCUUGGCCCUGUCGACAUCUACAAUGAUCCACACCUGGCCCCCGUGGUUGACAUGUCGCCCCAGGGGAACCCAGAUUUUACAAUGCACGAUUACGGCCGCUGGGAUGAUACAAAAGCCGAGAUGAUACGCCGCGUGUCGUGUGCGAUUGAAAACUGUCUUUGCGGACUCCCCCAAUCUUGCCGCGGCGAGGUUGCCUCCCUAGAAGGCGAUCCCGUAUUAAGUCGGUACCAAGAUUGGAAGGUCGAAACCAACAAGGCCACCGUGAUACGAGACCCCGAACCCCGGCCAGAGUAUGAGGGUCUUUGGAAGCUCGACCUAGAGGUCCAGUCACCGAUGAUGUACGCCACCGAAGGCAGCUUCAAAGAAGUCGAGGCUGUCGCCAACAUGCUACGUGCGAGUUUUCGGGCUGCAGUCCCGCCAUGUUGUGAAAUGCGCGUCCUCGUCGGCGCAGGAUCUAACUUGGUCCCCUUCCCAAUUUUUAUAAGAAUAGCUGCCAUUUGCUGGGCCGUCGACCGGUUCCUACAGCAAAUGCAUCCUAUUUCGCGCCAUUACAACAGGUGGCACGGGGCUCGGCGCCAAACGGCUAGACUCGAUCAAGCGGAAGCGGUAGAAGAGGCGGAACAGGUAAAAGCUAUACCCGUUGAAAAGCAAGACAUCCCCAUAUUAGAGUAUGUCAAUAGAGCGCGGCCGAAGCGACUCUCGACCGAGUUCAAGCGUACGUUGUCGCGUAACGAUUUUAACCUUAUCCUCUUCCAAGAACGAAAUAUAUGCCUUGGCCCAUAUAGACCUUACCUCCCUGGUCGACCCUUGACACGUAUUGACCGUCCUAAUAUCCUACAAGGGGCCAUACAACUCUUCGGCUGUCGCAGUUACGGCGCAGUCGCGUACCUAAUCAACCACAACUCUCUUGGCGUAUACAACUUCAACUACUAUAGCGACGAAAAUACGGAAUAUAAAGAUCCCAAGGCAACAGUUGAAUUCUGCACAGCAGCCGGCUCGCUAGACGGCCACUGGGUAUCAACGCAUGCCCGAAUAUGUACUGGCAUCGCACAAUUCGCUGCCAGCGCUGCAGAGGAGAAUGUGUGGCGGAUGAUUUACGAGUGCCACGACGCGGACAUGGAGGGGACCGAGUACGACCUUAUUGAUCUCCUGUUGGAUCUCGGCCUGGCGAAGGAGGCCGAAACCGUGCAGUACAGGUUCAAGAUGAACAGAAAUACCGGAGAACCGUUCCGAACAUUCUUGUCAAGUGACGCUAUAACUUACGAAGACGGUGUCGCGGACGGAAAUCAUGAAACAGACCGCGCCACGCAUUCGGGGCGGGCGCGUUGAACGUAUAUGUUCAGUUUCGACUUUUUUAAAUAUAUAUAUAUAUAUAUAUAUAUCUCGGGAGACUAUGGUGUCGAACACUAAUUAUUUGGCUAAAUAUGGAUCAAUCGGUUCGUACCAUGAUAGUCAAAGGAGAACAAAUACCUCCAACACUCACAUUCGUGCCUAGGAAAGGGAUAAUAAAAGAAUCUCCUUCCCACGAAGAUCUUUCUCUUUUAACGUUAGCAGCAGUAAGAACGGAGUCGCACAAGAGAUUUACGCCUCGUAUGUCUCCGCGAAUUACGAAGUAAUAUAACCCGUGCUGGGCAACUAAGCCACGGAGAGAAAAGGAGAUAUUUUACGACGUCGUUCGUUAAUACCAGCAUUGUAGGAUUUAGGGCUAGGGUCGCAUCCCGCACGUGCAGGCCACGUAUAGCA